UUGUUGUCAUGUCAGUUGCUUUGACGUGUAUGAACAGCUGUCAACUAUAGAUCUUGUUUUCCAUUUCCCGAUAAUGAGAAGGAAAAAGUAACCAGUGUUGUGUGAAAAUCUUACUAAAACAUACAUUUGUUUAUAUGUUAACGUGAGAGACAAUUAUAAUAUACCAAAAUGGUUCUGAUGACUAUGAUCGCGAGGGUCGUAGACGGCCUCCCCCUGGCCGCUACUAUGCAAGAGGAUGAGCAGAGCGGCUGCAAUGUUCUGGAGUACCAAAAUCAGGCUAAAAUGCUGUUUAGAAAACUAGGCCCACAGUCGCCGACGCGUUGCUCCAUCGAAACUGGGCCCUAUCUCUUCCAUUAUCUAAUUGAGCAUGAGAUCUGCUACCUAGUGCUGUGUGAGCGCAACUACAGCAAGAGACUGGCAUUCAGUUACCUCGAGGAGAUCGCCCAGGAGUUCUACCAGCAAUACGGCAAGCGGGUGAACACAGUAACCCGGCCAUACACGUUCAUAGAGUUCGACACGUGGAUGCAGCGCGCGCGGCGGCAGUACGCGGAGGGCGGCGCCCGCGCACGCCGCGCCGGCGCCGCCGCGCAGCUCGGCGGACAGCUGGGCGACGUGCAGCGCAUCAUGAUGCAGAACAUCGACGAUGUGCUGCAGAGGGGGGCUAUACUCUCCGAACUGGACACAAAAACCCAGAACCUAUCAAUGAUGUCUUCGAAGUACAAGAAGGAUGCGACCUACCUGAACACCAAGUCUAUGCUGGUGAAAGUAACGGCGGGCGCUGUCAUACUGCUGGUGUUUGUACUCUACUUCUGGGUCCUUUAGGCCCGCUCAUAUUUUAGGAUCCUUCAUCUGUGGUAUAGCAUAUACUAGAGCUGGGGACUCUGCCGUAACAUUCAAUGCUAGGUCAUUGAAACUUCCACUGAUGAUUCCUCUACAAUAAGUUUAUAACUAGUGACUUAGCGAGAUGACAUUCCCUUCACACAAAUGAAUUUAUAAAAAUGUUCUAAAUUACUAGAGAUAUGAACCUUAAGUUUUACAAGUAAUGAAGGAAUCGAGUUCUCAUCACACCUAACUAUUUUCCAUAUUAUAAAAGCAUUGUAUGAUGCUGCAGAGUGACAGUUACCCCAGCAGUGUGACAGCUAAGCUGUUAUAGUUGAAUUGCCUUUUGAAACUAUAAUAGUACAGUUAUGGGAUAUUUAUGUAAAAGCAAGAUUUCAUAUUUUCUAUGUGAUUCCUCUGGACAGUUUUGUAUUUAGACAUAGCAAUGAAGUAUAAUAGAAGUAAGGAGCUAUAUAGCUGAUUUAUAAUUUGUUUAUUACCCUGCAUCAAUACUUAGUUCUCAUUUAUUGUAUCUACUACUGAGUAUGAUCAAUCUGAGUAUAUAACUGGCUUCCUAAAACAUUGAAAAUUUUAUUAUUUAGCAUGAAAAGCAUUCCAAGCAGUUGUUUUUUUAUAAAACUUACCAAAAAUUAUGCUAUUUGAUAAUAAAUCUGAUUCACAGUGUAUAGCAAUGUGUUUGGUAUGACAAUAUAGGAUAUUCAGCUUAAAAGUGUAAGUAAACUCCAGCAGAAGCAAAAUUAUAUAAUUAAAUGCCCGUCAUUAUUAUUUUAUGUAAAAAGCGCAGCGAGUGCUUGGUGAUGGAAUGUUGUAAAUUUUAUCACAUAUUGUUAAUUAAUGUAUUUAUUUAAGAUUUAAUAAAUAUGCAUUCUUUUAA
Molecule: messenger RNA, 1714 nt
Organism: Helicoverpa armigera (cotton bollworm)
Lineage: Eukaryota; Metazoa; Arthropoda; Insecta; Lepidoptera; Noctuidae
Gene: Sec22
Product: Secretory 22
Exons: 5
Coding region: 169-822 (217 amino acids)
Biological process (GO): retrograde vesicle-mediated transport, Golgi to endoplasmic reticulum; vesicle fusion with Golgi apparatus; endoplasmic reticulum to Golgi vesicle-mediated transport
Cellular component (GO): Golgi membrane; ER to Golgi transport vesicle membrane; endoplasmic reticulum-Golgi intermediate compartment
Molecular function (GO): SNAP receptor activity
Source: RefSeq, a predicted model, not a curated record